Molecule: messenger RNA, 792 nt
Organism: Paramecium sonneborni
Lineage: Eukaryota; Ciliophora; Oligohymenophorea; Peniculida; Parameciidae
Source: the annotation of a GenBank genome assembly
AUUUAAUGUACGGAGGAAUUCCAGAAAAAAAGUUAACAGAGAAAGACAUGCGUUUAAAUUGUUAAAGUAUAAGAGAUGAGUUUGAAAAAGAAAUAAAUAUUGAACAUUAAAGAAUCAAUGUUGAUUCAGCCAAAAAAAAGGCAGUUCUUUAUCAUCAUGAUUAUGAAGGUUUUAGAUAAAUGGUAUUGGGAGCAAAUCUAUAUUCUAUCAAAUCUAAAGAAUUAGCCAAUUUUGGAUUUAAUGAAACAAAUAAUGAGAAAAUAUUUAAUUCUUCUUAUCAAAAAUAAUAAUAACCAAGUUAAGAAGAGAUUAAAUAACUCUAAAUAAAUAUUAAAGAGAUUUAAUGCAAAAAUUUUAGAGAUUUUAGAACAUUAUUUUCUAAACAUUAUAACAAACCUUUAUCAUAAGAUAAUUAUGCUGAAUUGAUGAAGUAAACUUCAUGAUCUAAAACUUAGUAUAUUGUAAAUGUAGAGUGAAGAAAACAUAAAGAAAAUAUUUUCAGUUGACUUCCACAUAGAAUAUUUUUUUAAAAUUUUAGAAGUUUUUGAUUAUUCAAUUUCAAUAUUGAAGGAUGGAAAAGAAUUGAGUUUUAUGAUAGGUUUUUUGGGAGAAUUAGUGAAAAUAAAGGAUUUUAUUUAAUAGAUAAAAAAGUUCUUAAAAAAGUAAGAGAAAGAAGAAUUGAGAGAAUUUUUCGGAAAAUUAAAAUAAAGUUUGACAAUGGAAUACUAAUAAAUAGAAUUAAAUGAGUUGAUCCAUAAAAAGUAUGAUGAAUUAAUAAUUUAAUAUUUAUGA